Messenger RNA from Actinia tenebrosa (Australian red waratah sea anemone), 861 nucleotides. RefSeq names its product sugar transporter SWEET1. NCBI's taxonomy places the organism in Eukaryota, Metazoa, Cnidaria, Anthozoa, Actiniaria, Actiniidae. Gene Ontology annotation, cellular component: membrane. The record is from RefSeq and is a predicted model, not a curated record. Gene Ontology annotation, molecular function: sugar transmembrane transporter activity. Gene Ontology annotation, biological process: carbohydrate transport.
GUGUGGAAUCAAUGAAAGAACGAACGAGGAACGAUCAAAACUUAAACAUGGUGCUUCUCGAUAUUCUAUCAUGGAUGGCAACGCUUGCUACUAUAGGAUUUUAUCUCACCGGAUUGAUAGACUGUAAAGAAAUUAUAGACCGGCAAUCAGCUGGGACUACUCCUUUUCUUCCAUUCCUAACUACUCAUUUUUGUUGUGGUCUGUGGUUAUGUUAUGGCUUCAUCAAGGCAGAUCCAACUGUGAAGUUUGUAAAUGCUGCAGGACUGGGUUUAUCAGCCAUUUAUAUGGUUUGCUAUAUUAGUUACAGCAACAACAAGAGCCGACAGUUUACAUUAGUGAUACUAACCAUGGCAGUUGCUAUGGGUAUUGAGUAUUAUCUAACACGUAUCAUCAAGGACAAGAGAGUCAGGGCAGAUUAUCUUGGAUUGGCAUGUAUCAUCACUACUAUGUUAAUGCAGGCUUCUCCACUUUUUACUGUGGUGACAGUAUUGAAGACUAAAAGCACAGAAACAAUGCAAUACUUCUUCAGUCUCAUGAUGACUGUUGUGUCACUUAUUUGGUUCACUUAUGGCUUCGUACUACAAGAUUCUACUAUCAUGGCCCCAAAUAUUUCAGGAGUACUAUUAGGUCUAAUUCAGCUGUCAAUGUUCCUGGUAUUCCCAUCCAAGCAAGUUGCUGCCAAGAAAGCUGAUUAAAUUAUGCUCUUAAUUUCAGCUUGAAAUUCCUAAACUAUAUUUUACAAUGUAUUGGAUGGAUUUCUUUUUGCUGGUGUAUUUCAAUAGGUUUUACUAAAAGUAUUGGUUAAGAAGUGAAUUUGUGUAAGCUAGCCACAUAUAAUGAAUAAAGUUGCAAUUUUUUGUA